Messenger RNA from Talpa occidentalis (Iberian mole), 2266 nucleotides. RefSeq names its product sesquipedalian-1-like. Gene Ontology annotation, cellular component: early endosome; recycling endosome; trans-Golgi network. The record is from RefSeq and is a predicted model, not a curated record. The transcript is spliced from 2 exons. NCBI's taxonomy places the organism in Eukaryota, Metazoa, Chordata, Mammalia, Eulipotyphla, Talpidae. Gene Ontology annotation, biological process: retrograde transport, endosome to Golgi; endosome organization; receptor recycling. The coding region runs from base 690 to 1325 and encodes 211 amino acids.
GAGACCGGAAGUGGCUUCACUCGGCUUAGAGGACUAACUGGGAGAGCGGGCGGAACUACACGAUAGGCGGGGAGACACACCCCCUCCUAGUAGUGACGUGAGCAGUGUGGGGCGACAAUGGAGAGAAGUGGGGACUUGUGAACGCCUAGACCCGGAUCGAACGAGAGAUUUGGCCGGAAGUGGUCUCGACUCCCUCAUACUGCAGUAGAGGCUAUAGGGAGAAAAUGGAGCGCUCCCUACAUAAGAGCCCCCAAGGCCACCAUGAAAGAAUUAAUUCCGAGCAGGGCCGGUGGUUCUCCGCUAGUUUCCCCUCUCUGCAUUGAAUCAUCUUUCCCCCAGGGCCGGCCAAGAGUUCUGAGCCCCCUGCCCAGCUCCCCCGCAUCUCAUUAGAAACCCUGCCUUCCCACUCCUGCUGUUGGCCCUCUAGAUCGAGAGGUGCCGCUUUGCUCCUCUCCGAGGGGAAGUCUGGCUUUCCUGAUGAGGCGCCUGGAGGCCCCUGGCGGCUCUGGGGGCAUUUACAGAAUCCAGCUCGCCUUAGGACCCAGAGGAGGUCAUUUACCCCAGGGCGAGUUCCUGGUUUCAGAGAUAGGAAGAGCCAUCGCUGGAGAGGUGGCAGUGGCACCUGUGCCUAGUACCCAGCCCUGAACCCUGUGCUCUGAUCUCAGGGUUUCCGCCCAGAUCUGACUACCAUGAAACUGCAUCGAAAGUCUGUGCUCAGUUUCUUCCGCGGGUACAGAAGAGAGACUCCAGACCAGGAGGGCAUCUUACUAAUGAAGGGGACCCGAAACACCAGCUACCAUCGCCGCUGGUUCAUCCUCCGGGGAAACCUCCUCUUUUACCUGGAGCACCAGGCAGACCGCACACCCCUAGGCCUCAUCCUGUUGGAGAACUGCCAGGUGGAACCACACCUUGGGGCCACAGAACCCUAUGCCUUUACCAUCCUGACCCCUGGGGCUGAGGGCCUAGAAGGUGGGCGGUUAUACAAGUUGGCAGCAGAAAACCAGGAGGAGCUGGGAGCCUGGCUGUGGGCACUGGCUGGGGCGAGCUGGGGGCGGCUGGCUAUGCUGCUACCCCAACUGGAGGCCCAGUACCGUGAGCUGUGCCAGGCAGCUGGCCAAGAGCCUAGCUCACCUCCAGAGGGCUAUGGCUCCCUAGCCACCUUCAAUGCCCCCUCCAGCUUUCAGGAGUUGCAUGAGCGCUUUGGGAAGGAGAUCCGGGUGCUACAAGAGGUACAGAGAAAGCUCCAAACUGCCAGUGACAAUGGAGGCAGCAGAUCCCAGGAAAAGGUGGAAAAGGAGCUAAAACAUUGUUUGUUGAGUGACUGAUGGACCAAAGACCAAGAGGUACCAACCUGCCAAGACCAGCCAACUACUUCAAUAGAGACCCCAGAUCCUGUCUCCUCCUGGCCUUUUUUUCCCCUUCCCUAUUCCUUAUUCUACCCCCCACUCCCUUCAUCAAAUAACAAGGCAGGAGACAGGCCCAGGUACAACAGCAGGUUCUUUUCUGGUUUCCUUCAAGCGACCACAUGGGGUGGAGGUGGAGACAGAAGAGAAUGUAAACAUUGGGUUCCACCCCCUGGAGCACAAAGGGAAGACCCCUUGACCAGAGAGGGGCUGGAGGGUUCGAAGGGAAUAAGGUGAAAAGUGGGGGCGCUGGUGAGACAAAACAGAGAGGCCUGAGAGUAGAGAGGAAGGUGGGUAAAGAGGAAAGCAAGGACAGUGGGUAGGAAAGUGGGGGACAUUUCCUAUUCCGGGCAUGUCCCCUUAAAUAAAGUGUAAGAAUACUAUAGGAGAAUCAAAGAACAGAAGAUUGAGCCAGCACCCCCACUCUGGGACAGCCAGGUCCUCUGUACAUAAUUAUCACAGAGAUGUCUAGUAGGGCGAGAGCCUGGCCCCCCAGUCAGGAAAAGGGGGAAGACAGGCAGGACCGAAGAGAAAAAGGAACCCAGCUCCACUUCAUGGGGAAGGAUAGCGACUGGAGUGUAAGGAUCUGAAAACUGCUGAUUCCCAUGGCCAACAGUCAACCCUGUGGUGACAAAAGGCCAAUCAGGACAGCACCUGGGAAGGAACCCCAGAGGGAAUAGGGACAGGAGUGAUAGAGACCCCGUGAUGAACCUCACUGGAGGGGCUCCAGACUUGUUCCCAGCUGCCCCAGGAAAACGCAGCUGGCCCAUGCACUGACUCCUGGCUGUGCAGGGAUCCGCAGCUGGCGAGGAGAUGGGGAAUCAAGCCACUUUCCUCAGAAAGAGGGAGAGCCUGCCAAGGGG